Molecule: messenger RNA, 1192 nt
Organism: Opisthorchis viverrini
Lineage: Eukaryota; Metazoa; Platyhelminthes; Trematoda; Opisthorchiida; Opisthorchiidae
Exons: 6
Coding region: 1-1002 (333 amino acids)
Biological process (GO): mitochondrion organization
Cellular component (GO): SAM complex
Source: RefSeq, a predicted model, not a curated record
AUGAAACUUAAUGACGCUUCUCACAAUGACAGCCGAUUUACAAACUUACCACUGCUGCGGCAUGGUGGUAUUGAAACUCAAGGCAUAUCAAAGAUACUGAGUUAUCUCAGAAGUCAGGCAUACGUCUACCUCGGAAACUGUCCCAUGAAACUUAAUGACGCUUCUCACAAUGACAGCCGAUUUACAAACUUACCACUGCUGCGGCAUGGUGGUAUUGAAACUCAAGGCAUAUCAAAGAUACUGAGUUAUCUCAGAAGUCAGAACUAUGGCUUGGAAUAUGGUAUCUCCGACUCAGAGAGUGUGGAACUCGCAUCGUUGGUUGCUCUUAUUGAGAGGCAAUUGACUCCAGCUAUCGAUUGGUUCCUUUGGGGGGAAGAUGAGGUGUUUGUAAAGUUCACGCGCCCCUGCUACACCGCUUCUAUCGGCCGUUUGGAGUCCUUCUACUUACCUUUCAGGUGGCGGGCUUACAAGAUGGAUCUUACGAGGCAUAAACAACUGACCCAUUGCUUCCGGCAACUUUCAGACACGGUGCUCGGACAAGAGCUGUACGCCAUGGGGAAACGCUGUUUGACAGCAUUGUCGUACAUUUUGGAUAAGAAAAAGUAUUUUCUGGCGGACAGACCCACUGCAGUUGACGCCUAUUUGUUCGGUCGACUCUGGCCACUGCUGCUGUAUGAGGCAAGACACGGGACCGCUGACUGGACAUCAUUGGAUAACGCCAAGACCUACAAUGGCCACUCGGCAUCCCAUCCGCUUGUUCAACACCUACUCCAGUGUCCGAACCUUGUAUCCCACUUUAUCCGUAUUCAGAAUACAUAUUUUCCCAAAGCAGCAGCUAGCUUCCGAAAAGACAUCACACUGUCGCAUUCCAAACGCCAACAAACCCUUGGACUGGUCACUGCUCAUCCUGUUCGCGACUGUGUAAUCGUUGGCGUCGGAAUCACUGUACUGUUCCUGAUAUACGCCCGACGUAUUGGUCUGAUCCGGAUGAUCUCCUCCUAGAUUCUAUUCCUGCAGAUAUUAACCUGCUAACCACUGCUUCCUUAAUUGAAUACCACAGCAAAGCUGUGUAUGGCAAUGUCUGCUUCCCGGUGGUUCUACGGCCUCUGAAAAGACGUAUGACUGUUCUACCUCUUGGAAAGUUCUCGGUGGCAAAUGUAUAGACUGUUAGGUUAGUUUUAUAGUCUCAGAA